This is a messenger RNA of Dioscorea cayenensis subsp. rotundata (Guinea yam), 614 nucleotides long. RefSeq names its product protein TPR1-like. The record is from RefSeq and is a predicted model, not a curated record. The transcript is spliced from 6 exons. Gene Ontology annotation, molecular function: protein binding. Bases 306 to 614 code for a protein of 102 amino acids. NCBI's taxonomy places the organism in Eukaryota, Viridiplantae, Streptophyta, Magnoliopsida, Dioscoreales, Dioscoreaceae. Gene Ontology annotation, biological process: regulation of DNA-templated transcription.
AGGCAGAACUUGUUCCUCUGUUAGACCCAAGCUUAACUGAACAAUAUGAAUAUGCAAGUGAGUAUGAUCUCAAAUGCCUUAUUGUCAUAACUGAAGCUGGUCUAUCUCAAACAGGUCUAGUAAGGUUCAUCAUCUUGAGCUGAAGAAGGAAUGGGAGGUUGAUAGGAACCAGCUUGUCAAAUUUUUGACAGAAGCAAUAUCUACACAGUUCCGGAAUCUUCCAAAUUGGAAUUGAUCAGAUCCAUAUUUCUUAGGCCACUGCUAGUGUUGCUCCCCAACAAUGGCAACCAAACAGUGGUCCUGUUAUGACCAAUGAUGUUUCAGAUACAAACCCUGAAGAAGCAGUUCCUUGCAUAGCUUUUUCAAAGAAUGGUUCUUAUGUGAUGCCUGCUUGUGGAGGGAAGGUCUCUUUGUUCAACAUGAUGACUUUCAAGGUGAAAACAAAAAUGAUUGGUCAUCUGAAGCGUAUAACUGGCUUAGCUUUCAAAAAUAAUCUUAUCAUUUUAGUAUCUUUUGGUGCUGAUGCUCAGGCCAAUCAUCAGAAGCAUCAAAAGGCAGUAAAGAAUCUUGGAGAAUCAACAUCAAAGAAUAGCAACCAAGGAAGCUGUUUUUGA